Molecule: messenger RNA, 2685 nt
Organism: Brassica oleracea var. oleracea
Lineage: Eukaryota; Viridiplantae; Streptophyta; Magnoliopsida; Brassicales; Brassicaceae
Exons: 7
Coding region: 1-2685 (894 amino acids)
Biological process (GO): DNA integration
Molecular function (GO): nucleic acid binding; zinc ion binding
Source: RefSeq, a predicted model, not a curated record
AUGGAGCAGAUGCUACACAAGGCCGUACUGAUCGAGCAACAAGUCAAGAGAAAGGGUCUCACUAAACCGACAUUUGCUUCUAAACCGACCUUUGCUUCCAAGCCAAACUAUCAAGACAAAGGUAAGUCUUCUUCCACAACAAAUCCAGCUUUUAAGACUAAUGUCCCUGCUCGUGUUGAUAGAGAAGAGGCUACCAAACGAACCAGAGACAUCCAAUGCUUUAGGUGUCAUGGCCUUGGCCACUAUGCCAACCGAUGUCCAAACCACAAGGUGAUGGUGCUCUUGGAGAAUGGAGAAGUCGAAUCUGAAGAAGACAAGGAGGAUCUCGGACCAGUGUAUGAUGAUGAUGAUGAGGAAAAAGCACUUGACUUCCCGGUUCAUGGUCCCCUUCUUGUUACUAGGAAGGUCUUGGACGACACCACUGAUCCCAUCUUUGAUGAGGAGGUCGAUGGAGUGAUCGAUGAGUUUUGCUCGACCUUUGUGGAGAGUUCUGAUCCGAUCUAUGAUGAGGAUGCUCUUGAUGAGCCGAGCCAUGGUUCACUAAUGGUUACUAGGCGUGCCUUGAGUGUCCAACCAAAUCCAAUGACAAAUGAUGAGCCGAGCCAUGGUUCACUACUGGUUACUAGGCGUGCCUUGAGUGUUCAACCAAAAUCCAAUGACAAAGAACAAAGGGAGAAUCUCUUUCACUCUAGAUGUCUCAUUUCUGAUAAAAAACUUGGGCUUGUUACUCGGCCUCUUUCUCGUCCUUUCAGGUUGGAGUGGCUCAAUGAGGCCGGAGAACAGUAUGUGAAGGAGCAAGUCACGAUUUCACUCUCCAUUGGCCGAUAUGAGGAUGAGGUUGUGUGCAAUGUGCUUCCCAUGGAUGCUUGCCAUGUUCUCUUGGGCCGGCCUUGUCAAUUUGACAAGAAGGCAGUGCAUGAUUGUUUCACAAACCGGCACUCAUUUGAUCAUAAGGGAAAGAAGAUCACCUUGGUACCUUUGUCGCCUUCGGAAGUCCAUCAAGACCAGGUCCAACUUAAGAAGAACCGAGACCAAGACUCUAGAGCUGAUAAACCUGAGACCAGUACUAGAAACUCCAACUUCUUUGUCAAAGAAAGUCAGGAUUAUUCUGAUGUGUUUCCAGAAGAAAAUCCCAAAGGAUUGCCACCGGUGAGAGAUCAUGUGGUCAUUCUAGGUUUUGUUGUAGGUGCAGAUGGCUUGAGAGUGGACGAGCAGAAGGUCCAAGCAAUCCGGGACAGGCCAAUUCCGACCACCAUUGGUGAAGUAAGAAGCUUCCAUGGCCUUGUCGGUUUCUAUAGGCGAUUUGUUCAAAACUUCAGUACCUUGGCUGCUCCUCUUACUGAAGUAAUCAAGAGGAACGUGGGGUUCAAAUGGGGACCAGCUCAGGAAGAAGCAUUCAAAAUCCUUAAAGGGAAGUUGACUCACGCCCCUUUACUUGUACUUCCAGAUUUUUCUAAAGCUUUUGAAAUCGAAUGUGAUGCUUCUAGUGUUGGUAUUGGUGCUGUGUUGAUGCAGGAUGGAAAACCACUCAACAAGAGGCAUGCUCGUUGGAUGGAGUUCAUUGAGACAUUCUCUUAUGUGAUCAAGUACAAACAAGGCAAGGAGAAUGUUGUGGCCGAUGCAUUGUCUCGAAGGGAAGCUCAUGGAGGUGGGCUUAUGGGACACUUUGGUGUCAAGAAGACUUACAAGGCGGUUCAUGACCAUUUCUACUGGCCGAGUCUGAUGAAAGAUGUUGUGAGGAUCUGUAGCCGAUGUGUGGUGUGUAAGAAGUCUAAGCCUAAAGCAUCACACCACGGUUUGUACUCAGCCCUACCCAUUCCCUCUCAUCCUUGGGUAGACAUUUCUAUGGAUUUUGUGCUUGGUUUGCCUAGGUCUAAAGCUGGACGAGAUUCUAUCUUUGUGGUUGUUGAUAGGUUCUCGAAAAUAGCUCAUUUCAUUCCUUGUCACAAAACUGAUGAUGCUGUGCAAGUUGCAGAUUUAUUCUUUAAGGAAGUUGUUAGAUUGCAUGGAAUGCCUAAGACCAUUGUCUCUAAUCGUGAUGCUAAGUUCCUUAGCUAUUUUUGGAAGACCUUGUGGUCUAAGCUAAGUACUAGAUUGAUGUUCUCUACAACUUGUCAUCCACAAACUGAUGGACAAACUGAAGUAGUUAACCAAACUUUGUCUGCUUUGCUUAGAUCUUUGGUUAAAAAGAAUCUUAGGACUUGGGAAGAAUGUUUGCCUCAUGUUGAAUUUUCUUAUAACCAUGCUUUGCAUUCAGCUACUAAGUUUUCUCCUUUUGAGGUUGUUUAUGGAUUUAAUCCCUUGACUCCACUUGAUCUUUUACCUUUGCCUUUGAGUGAACGAGUUAGUACAGAUGGCAAGAGGAAAGUGGACACGAUCAAGAAGUUACAUGAACAGGUCCGGGCCAACAUUGAAGCCAAGACCGAGGGCUACAAACGACUUGCAGACAAGAAAAGGAAAGAAGUGAUCUUCCAGGAAGGUGAUCUUGUUUGGGUCCACUUGAGGAAGGAACGAUUCCCGGAACAAAGGAAGUCCAAACUCAUGCCCCGGGUCGAUGGUCCAUUCCAGAUUCUCAGGAAACUCCAUGACAAUGCUUACCAGCUUGAUCUUCAGGUGGCAACACCGGAGAAGAAGGCGUACCACCGGAUUCAAAAAUGCCUUUUUAGUGUGAUAAAGCUAGAGUGA